AUGUUUCGAAGCUACUACCUCUUUUGUGCUCUUUUUGUGUGGAUUUCACUCGCCGUCGGGGAUUCGAAAAAGCAAAUAGUUUUCAACAGCAUAGAAUGUUCAUUAAGAAACAAUGUCUUUUCAAAAAGCGAAUGUCAGCUUUAUUCGCGACUGGCACUAAACGUAUUUGUGACCAUUGGUGACCAGAAGGCAGCUGACAAAAUGGUAGCAGUUUGUGAGGUGGAUCUUUUCAACAAUGGUCAUAAAAAGGUUACGCGUAUAAAGAAUCUUAGAUUGGAGUUUUGUCAACUGAAAAAGCAUACCGAAACACGAUCCUUGCAGGGAAUAUACUACCUUGCACUACGGCGGGCAGCAGUUAAUUUUCCCGAGAAAUGUCCCUUCCAAAAGAACACCACAUACUCAGUGAAUCGAUUGCAUAUCGACUGGAAAGAAGCACCUCAAUACCUUCCCGAGGCUAACUACACUUUUAGAGGAAAGAUUUAUGCCAACAACCAGCUAGGACUCGAGGUCAAGCUCUCAGGUGGCUUUUAUGAAAUUGCCAAUUAUUCCGAGUAUAAAAAACCGUUACUAUAA
Messenger RNA from Drosophila takahashii, 573 nucleotides. RefSeq lists its product as uncharacterized. Lineage: Eukaryota; Metazoa; Arthropoda; Insecta; Diptera; Drosophilidae. The record is from RefSeq and is a predicted model, not a curated record.